Cydia pomonella (codling moth) is the source of this 2439-nucleotide messenger RNA. RefSeq lists its product as uncharacterized. The coding region runs from base 1033 to 2019 and encodes 328 amino acids. Lineage: Eukaryota; Metazoa; Arthropoda; Insecta; Lepidoptera; Tortricidae. The transcript has 11 exons. The record is from RefSeq and is a predicted model, not a curated record.
GAGUCUCCAUGCAUGUUUGAGAAAAAUCGAUUUAAUAAAAAAAUGUUUUUUAAUUCCACAUGUGCGGAAAUAUUGCCAUUUAGUCCGUAAUCCAAAACAUCACGUUGUGGUGAUUUAGUCAUACGGCCGCAAUAUAUUCUCAUAUAACAUUGCCGGUUUAGGCCGGUACAAUGCCGGUUGAGUAAGCAGGAUAUUAUAAAUGUGCUAUCCAUACCACGGCAACAAAAGGAAUAAAAUAGUCGUCCGUACCUCGUAUCGUAUUUUUUACUACUUGCAAUAUUAGUUUCGUAAAUUACAUAUUCUUAGUGUUAUUCGGAAAUCACCCAUAAUUACACUAUUACAGAAUUAAUUUUCUGAGAUACGACUCUUUAUUUUACAAUAUGUUUCAUUUUUCAUUCAAGAUUGCAGCGUAAAAAAUCAUAUUUAUUCAACAAAUAAUAACGUACUUAAAAGUUAAUUUCUUAACCUAGGUAGGUUACAUUUUUUACCGUCAUUCUAAAGCCUAAAAAAUUCGUUUUCUUGGGAGCCUUUUUCAAAUUUUGCAGUGAGACGUGUCGUUUCGGUUCUCAAUUUUGCAGCAAACAAGUAUCAUUUGGGCCAUAUUUUUUUUCAAUUCAAUACACCAUAUCUUGUACGAGGGGCUGAAAUGAUUUAAAAUCUAAAUCUCAUUUAAAAAAAUAUAUAAAAUACCUUCUGCGAGUACCCCAUUUUUUUGGUGAAAAGAUUGUUACAUUACAUUAUGUAUUUUUCCAGAAAACUCUACUUAUAUUUUGCCCCCAGAAAAUAUUAAAGCAAACUAUAACUUUAUGUUUAUGAAAAAUACUAUUCCUGCUGUAGCCGUUGCCAUCAAUAUAUUUUAUAAAUCACGCUGCGCGCUCAGUCUUCGCCGAGCGCGCUUAGAGGACGGACUCUGCGUUCGAUCGUCCGGCGUGCGUUUCGUUCGCGAUAUAGAUAGUUCCGAGUAGUCUGUAUACUGAGCCAAUAAUUUAAACCAGUAGGUAUUUUCUUAGAAUAGACCGUGAGCAUUUGACUAUGGGCAGAAAACGUAAGAACCAAACUUAUGGAAAAGUGAAACGCAAAUCUGUGGCGGCCAUAAUAAAAAAGAAGAAGCAAAUGGAAAUGUGUAAUGUGGAUUUAACGACUCCAAAGCCGAAUAGGAAGGCGGCAUUUCGACCUAAAACCCUAGCAUUCCUAUGUAAAAGAGUAAUCAUUAAAUACAAACUCCAACCCGAGAAAAAGAAGUUUACAACUCCUGAGACAUUUUCCGUUGUUGGUGGAAAACCUUUAAGAAAGAGAUCAGUAAAACCACCACCAGCAAAGAAAGAAAAGAAAGGAAAAAAUCCAGAAAGCCUAGUGGCGCUUUGCCAAAUUGUCAUACAAGAAUACAAUCUUUUACCUCAAUGCGAAGAGACUGAACAACCGGCAUCUAACCAAUUACUAAUUAAAAAAAACGCACCUUCGAGAAAACGGGGAAGACCGCGGAAGCCAGAAUCAACUAAGCCAAUUAGGGAAACAAAACAAAAAAAGAGGGGAAGACCACGUAAAGAUCAGAUAGCUUCAAAUGAAUAUGGCGAACCUUCCAUUAAUUACUCGACUUUUCUAGCACAAUCACAGGAUAUAAGAAACAUUAAAGUAGAACAAGACCUCUUCUUGGACCGGCCUCCUGAAGACGAUCCUUUACAACAAGGUGAAGAUGAAUACACAAUUUUGAUAAAAGAAGAACCCAUCGACAUUGAACAUGAUGAACUUGCUGGGCGUGUUCCCAUCACUAUCGAUGUUCCUCAGGCUACAGCUCAAGGAAUAGUCAUAAACCCAAUGGCCCAAGUAGAGGUACCUGGUCCUUAUGGCCGGAUAACAGAGCCAAAAAAUAUGACCGUAGUCAUGGAUGAAUACCAGAUAUUUGCCAACAGUGUAGCUGAACAAUUACGAGCAUUGCCUCCUAAUAGAGCACUACUGCUGCAACUUGAUAUUCAAUCUAUGAUCGAUAAUGAAAAACAGCUUAUUGGACAUGAAAGUUAAUGUGAUACGUGUAAAAAAAUACAUGUGAUAUCAUAGUUUAUUAAUACUGACAGUGCUCAAAGACUGAUUAUAUUAUUAGACUGGUUAACUUUCAUCAGUGAUUAAUAUUAUUAUUGCAUUUCUUCAAGUGUCCCCAUUUAUAUUUUAAGUGCAUUGUGAUACUCUUUGUUUUAUAUCUUUAAGUUUUUGUAUUGUGUAGCUAAAGAACUUUUCUUUUUUCUAAGGAAAAGAAGAUAUCGACACUAAAAUAAUUGCAUUGUCAUUUGUGUUAAAUGAUCACUAUGAUCAGGUGUCGGCCAUGUAAAGUAAAUAUUGUCAGAGUGAUUUUGUUCAGUUAUUUAAGAAAAUAGCGUGCAUUCAAAAUGUUCGUUGUAUUCUUGACUGCCAAAAUGGUUUACAGAAUACAUGAUUUUAAAUUUA